Molecule: messenger RNA, 2423 nt
Organism: Phyllopteryx taeniolatus (common seadragon)
Lineage: Eukaryota; Metazoa; Chordata; Actinopteri; Syngnathiformes; Syngnathidae
Gene: ccnl1a
Product: cyclin L1a
Exons: 10
Coding region: 81-1691 (536 amino acids)
Biological process (GO): regulation of transcription by RNA polymerase II
Cellular component (GO): nucleus
Molecular function (GO): cyclin-dependent protein serine/threonine kinase regulator activity
Source: RefSeq, a predicted model, not a curated record
CAGAGUUCGACCGGCGCUGUGUUCCGUUGUCGAGCUGCCUGAUUGCUGCCGCCGUUGGGGUUUUUUUUUUCCGAAGGAAGAUGGCCGCAGGUCCCCUUUCGGUGUCUUCAACCGCGUCAACAAACAACGAUGGCAUCCUCAUUGGUGACAAACUUUACUCCGAAGUGUACCUUACGAUCGACAACUCUCUCAUCCCCGAGGAAAGGCUCUCUCCGACACCGUCAAUGCUCGACGGCCUCGACCUCCACACGGAAACCGACCUACGCAUACUGGGAUGUGAGCUCAUUCAGUCGGCGGGAAUUCUUCUCCGUUUGCCGCAGGUGGCGAUGGCGACGGGGCAGGUGCUUUUUCAUCGUUUCUUUUACUCCAAGUCCUUCGUCAAGCAUAGUUUUGAGAUUGUUGCAAUGGCUUGUAUUACCUUGGCCUCCAAGAUUGAAGAAGCACCCAGGCGAUUACGAGAUGUCAUCAACGUUUUCCAUCACCUGAAGCAGAUCCGAGUCAAAAAGACUCCAAGUUCAUUGAUUCUUGAUCAGAACUACUUAAACACCAAAAAUCAAGUCAUCAAAGCUGAGCGCCGUGUUCUCAAGGAACUGGGCUUCUGUGUGCAUGUCAAGCAUCCGCACAAGAUAAUUGUCAUGUACUUGCAAGUCCUGGAGUGUGAAAAGAACCAAACGCUGGUCCAGACUGCCUGGAAUUACAUGAAUGACAGCUUGAGGACCAAUGUGUUUGUGAGGUUCCAAGCGGAGACCAUUGCCUGUGCUUGCAUAUUCCUUGCUGCCCGGGCUCUGCAGAUCCCCCUGCCCUCCAGACCUCAGUGGUACCUGCUGUUUGGACCAAGUGAUGAGGACAUUAAAGACGUCUGCAUCACCACCCUUAAACUCUACACAAGGAAGAAGCCCAACUACGAGCACCUGGAGAAGGAGGUGGACCGGAGGAAAGUGUUCUUGGCCGAAGCUAAGCUGAAGGCAAAAGGGCUGAAUCCGGAUGGCACCCCAGCAUUGGCCACUCUAGGGGGCUUCUCGCCUGCCUCGAAACCCUCUUCUCCAAAUGUGACCAAAGUUGAAGAGAAUUCCCCCAACAGCCAGACGGUCAAAGCAGUUAAGAAGGAGCCAGAUGGCCGCACUCAGAUUGCAAAGAGUCCACACAAUGGGAUGAGGAAGGAGGCGAAGAUGGGGCGGAACAGCAGGAGCGGCAGCCGCUCACGAUCCAGAACGCGUUCCCGGUCCAGAUCUCGCUCCCCUCGCAGACAUUACAACAGCAGGCGCAGUCGCUCGGGGACGUACAGUUCUCGCUCACGAUCCCACAGCCGGAGUCCCUCGCCUCGCAGACACCCCCCCUCGCCGCUCCUCCCCCAUCUCAAAUCAAAGUCCAGCCACCACGGCAACAGUGACUCCAAGAGCGGCGGACGCCACAACAAUAGCGGCAGCGGUCACAAGAGGAAACGUUCGCGCUCCCGCACGCCGCUCAAAGCGGAUAGGGAGCGGGACCGAGAGAGGGACAGGGACCGAGAUCGCGGAGCCUUCGACACGUCUUCGAAGAAACACAAACACGAGCGUGGCGCCGGACAUCGAGGAGACAGGAGAGAGAGGGAGCGGUCGCGCUCGUACGACAGGGAAAGGGAGCGAGGUCACAAGGGGAAACAUCACAGCGGCGGUGCCGGACAUUCAGGACACGGGAGACACAGACGCUGACCCCCUCACGGCAUGUCAACAAGACUUUUCCAAAUUGUAAAUAUUUUCAGCCAGCAUUGACCUUUGGCGUUUAUGCUUUGCUUUCUGGGUUUCCUAAAUGCAUUCAUCAUUUGACUCAAAUUAUGUCAUCACGAAACCAAUGUUCAUUUCCAUUAAUACAAUCGUGAUCACGAACAGAAAAUGGUCCUCGCGUGGUGGAAGUUUUUCUCGCCAGGAACCAUCAUGGGGUGUGUCAUGUCUUUUGUUCAUGUCGCAUAAUAUUUAGCCUCAGUGUGGGUGGUGUGUGAGGGCCCCCGACCGUGGCCAGGUGAAAUGUCACGUGACGUUCCCUCAGCUCCUGCUAGCCUGCUGUAUCUGGUUCACUUAAGUAGCAGUUAGGGCAAAGCAUCUAUUUACAGUGUAAAGUUGGAUUGAGAUCCACUUGUAUAAAGUCAAGGCUUUAAUUUUUUAAAGCGAGCUACACAGUGGAUAGCUAGGAUGAAAAUGUCAAAGCAUUCAGGAAAGUGCAGAAUCUUGCAGGUAUUUUUAUUUUUUUUUUCAGGGUUUACAUUUAGUUUUUCUUUGUUCACAUUUUCCAAAGAGCUGUUUUUGCUGUUGACCAGUUAAUAUUCUUUCCAUCACAAAAUGCAGACUUUAUUUGACAAUUUGCGACUGUCAACUGGUUACACUGGUUUUUAGUGUAAAAAUAAAUCAUGGCCAAAUUUUUAUUCAAUAAAUGAGUUAUAGCACUCA